AUGGUAUCACCAGCGGGCAACACCGUGUCCGUCAUAGAAAACACCGCCCGGCAGUUCCGGUGUGAGACAUCUGCCGCGAACCCCCAGGCCAUCGUGGAGUGGUACAAGGAUAACGGUACACCGUACAUGACGGAUGACACUGAAAUCACUACCGGGAAAGAGACAGACACUAGCGCAAGUGGUACCCUAAUUGUGACUAUUGGUAAACUGACGUUGACUGUGCAGAGAAACGAUCACGGAGUGGGUGUGUGGUGCAGAGCAACGAACGGCGGGGCUUGGCUGUACUCCUCCAGCGUUGCCUUAGAUGUUCAGUUUGGACCUAAAGUGAAACUUCCUGAGAAUUAUAACAUUUCGGAGGGCAGUGUCGUAAACUUUUCAUGUUCUUUCAUCCCUGGGAACCCUUCUGAUACAUUCUUUAUCUGGACGAGGUCAAUUGACAGCAGGCAAUGGAACAGCCAGUUUUUCAAUAUUGCUUCCGUGCAGAAAUCAGACGACGGCAUGUACACAUGCACCGCGACAAACCAGAUGACGCCCACUGGAUCUCCCGGCCAGACUGGAAAUCAUAGCGGAACCAUGCACCUUAAUGUUCAGUAUAAGUCAAGCGUAACAGACUUUCAUGUCACUAGGAACAUACACGAAGCAAACAUAACACAAACAGAGAAAAACAGUACGACGUUAAGCUGCACGGUGGAUAGCAAUCCUCCAUCAACCAUGAAAAUUAAAAAGGACGGUGAACUGAGGAAAUCCGUCGAUUACUCAAAACAGCUUGACUACACGAUUACAAACCUGUCAUGCACGGAUGCUGGGCUUUACACUUGUGAUGCCAGCAACAAGUUUAAUUUUGACAAACCUUCAGCAAAGGACUUACAUAUGUAUGUUACAUGUUCACCAAGGCGCCCUCCUGGCCAGGAUAUCAAGUUGAACUUUACAGCUCGAUUACAUAAUAAUGUAACACUGCAGUACAAUGUGGUUGCGUACCCAGUCCCGAUCGCCUCACAACCUUUUGCUGAGAUUCCUGGUUAUAACGCUGCCGUAACGAGCGAAACUAUAUCAGCAAAAACCAACACACCUGUUUACGACGAGUUGAGUGUUGGAAAUGAAGGGUAG
Messenger RNA from Mya arenaria, 1107 nucleotides. Its product is annotated as hemicentin-1-like. Lineage: Eukaryota; Metazoa; Mollusca; Bivalvia; Myida; Myidae. Bases 1 to 1107 code for a protein of 368 amino acids. Gene Ontology annotation, molecular function: cell adhesion molecule binding. Gene Ontology annotation, biological process: cell-cell adhesion. The transcript is spliced from 6 exons. Gene Ontology annotation, cellular component: cell-cell junction. The record is from RefSeq and is a predicted model, not a curated record.